This is a messenger RNA of Amphimedon queenslandica, 467 nucleotides long. RefSeq lists its product as uncharacterized. The record is from RefSeq and is a predicted model, not a curated record. NCBI's taxonomy places the organism in Eukaryota, Metazoa, Porifera, Demospongiae, Haplosclerida, Niphatidae. The annotation marks the transcript as partial. The transcript is spliced from 2 exons.
UUGUUGAUUGGAAACCAUUUGCUCUUUCUCUUCCUGGUGGAAUAACACAACUUGAUGUUGAUAUAAUUAAAAGGAAAGGAAGCUCUUACCUCAGGAUGGAGGCAUUACAUAAGAGAUGGUUACAAGUUAAUCCUACAGCAUCAUGGAGAGAUGUCAUUAAUGCUUUGAAACAAUGUAAAGAGAAUGAACUAGCUAGAACUAUUGAAGACAAAGUGACAGAUCCCACAGCUGGAAGAAGUACUAAUGAUGAUAUGGAAGUCAGUACCAGUGAUGCUAAUCCUGGUCCUAUAACAGGUAAUCCAAAGGAUAUACUAAGGACUCGUUCUAGUAAACUAAUUGAUGAUAUCUCACAAAAUCUUUACAAAACAACAACUCAAUUACAUGCUAAAGGAUUGAUACCACAACAAGCAGUUGAUGAUGUACUUGUAAUGGGAGUUAUGACUGAUUAUACUAAAGCAAUGAAACUG